Messenger RNA from Microdochium trichocladiopsis, 921 nucleotides. RefSeq lists its product as uncharacterized. The transcript has a single exon. Bases 25 to 699 code for a protein of 224 amino acids. The record is from RefSeq and is a predicted model, not a curated record. Lineage: Eukaryota; Fungi; Ascomycota; Sordariomycetes; Xylariales; Microdochiaceae.
GCUUACACUACAUGGCGCCAGUGGAUGUCGAUGUACUGCCAGCUGGAAUUCGCAUUUACUUCAGAUAGGCUCCCUGCACUCACAGGGAUGGUCGAACGCAUGGCGGAAGUAAGCGGCUUCACGUACCUGCUGGGCUGCUGGGAAGAAACAAUCGCCUCGGAUCUCGCCUGGGAAGGGACCCACCGACUUGACGACUCGCAAUUGAUCCCAGGCAUUCCGUCCUGGUCAUGGAUCUCGAGGUAUAAGCAAAUGGCGAGCCCAAAAGAUUCGAUAGAGUUCUCCAAUGGCGCGAACGUAAAUUGCACACGGCUAAUCAGCUCGGAUAUCAAGUGGCAGGAUCAGCCUCUGGUUUCGGAGCUGCUGCGAGCACAUCUUACGCUGUGCGGGCCGGUCAAGAAUUUGCUGAUCCCAUCCCUCGAAGUUCGUCCUCUGUCUACUUUUGGACCUGAUCGGAUGAAUAUACAAGACGGAACGUUUGAGGAGGGUCUGUAUACAUGCCUCCUGAUGAAAAAAGUUCUUCCAGGGAAACCUAAAGGUCCCUCCUGGAUGAGAGAGCAGUUUUUGACCUUACAAGAAGUGCAGGAUGUGGGGAAAGCCAUGUCUUCCUCCGUCCCCUGUUAUCGUCGGGUCGGUAUGGCCGCGUCUUAUAAUCGGCACCACUUCGACGACGCUGAGGAUAGGGUCAUCGAGUUGGUCUGAUGAGCCAGGUGAUAGGAUAUCCGAGUAUCAAUCCCAUGACAGUCGUACACUGUAGAAAAACACUUGUCUCUGGUGCACACUUGCGGCGUGGCAGUUGUUCGCAGCAUAGCCCUAGUCAUUUACUCCAGGCUGACACGGACUUUUUGGGUCGAAUACAGAUGCUUGACCCAAAAAUACGGUAUGGUAUUUUAACUGGACGAUAGCAUGCUUCCCUGGUGCUCG